Messenger RNA from Colias croceus (clouded yellow), 3419 nucleotides. RefSeq names its product transmembrane protein adipocyte-associated 1 homolog. Gene Ontology annotation, biological process: G protein-coupled receptor signaling pathway. Gene Ontology annotation, molecular function: G protein-coupled receptor activity. Gene Ontology annotation, cellular component: plasma membrane. The record is from RefSeq and is a predicted model, not a curated record. The coding region runs from base 254 to 1375 and encodes 373 amino acids. NCBI's taxonomy places the organism in Eukaryota, Metazoa, Arthropoda, Insecta, Lepidoptera, Pieridae. The transcript is spliced from 6 exons.
UAUUUAUGGUUUAUUGUGUCUUUUUUAUUUCGUCAGUCGUCGCAUACAUUAUAAAUUAAGUUAAAAAGGGAGAAAGUAAAAGGAUUCGCUUAAGAUAAAAAGCAAAAAUUCUACAUCUUAUAAUGCCAGACGAGAGCUGACGCUAUUUACUAUCUACUAAUUUGAUUAUUGUGGUGCAAUUAGUGAUGAUUCCUUUCCACGAACCUUAACAUAAUUUCGUAACAAACUAAAUGGCCAAGCAUUAAGUGUAAAAAUGUUUGGUAUAAACGGUACUGAUUUCCCACCAGUGAAAGAGGAUACUUUUUGCAAAUAUGUUUUGUAUUACGAGAUAAACAACUCAAGGGUUCGUAUUUGGGAUUUAAUUAUAUUGAUACCGAACGCCCUUUUUGUACUAUUCUUAGUGGUUAGAUUCAAUAAAGCUCAGUUAAAAUUGCGUGCUACUAGUAGUCCGAUUUUUCUGACUUUUUAUUCAUUAGUAUGGGGAAAUGUUAUCAUCAGUCUAAUAAGAUGUGCAGUGUCCAUGACUGUGAAUGCAGCUAUGCCCCUUGGAGGUCUAAUUGAUAAGAUCCUGUGGGUCACUGUAAGAUUCUUCCUCCUUGCAACUGAGAUGAGUGUGGUAAUUUUUGGACUUGCUUUUGGUCACAUGGAUAGUCGGAGCAGCAUUAGAUAUGUUUUAUUGGCAACAUCGUUUAUAUCACUGGCAUUUACCGUGACCCAAGGAACUUUGGAAAUUGUAAUGCCAGACGACAUGUUCCACAUUGAUUCCAGAGAUUAUGAUUUGUUUGGACACGGCGGAAUGCUCUUCUGGUUCACUUCAUCUCUCGUAUUUGGUAUCAUUUAUUUAGUCAUCUUGCUCCUUCCGUGGAUACCUAUCAGAGAGUAUUUAGCUUUGCCAACGAAACUCUCUUUUUAUUUUUACGUAUUACUUCUGGCUUUACUUGACAUAACACAGGCAGUUGGAGCCGGUCUCUUGAUUUGGGGUUCGAUGCAACCCGGUCUAUGUGUUGUUGAUGUUACCACCUGGCUUUAUUUCUCUUUGUAUACGCCACUCGUUUAUCAUACGUUCCUCAGCGAAUUUUUCAGUGUAUCACAGCCAAGUAUAAUGUUCUCAUACAAAGCUCAAAUGGAUGAGCCAAUGGAUGACGACCAAGUCUCUCUACCGCAUCAACAAAGUUUCAGCUCUCUUAAAACGGAUUCUGAUUACAUUUACCAGCAGAGCAACAGUGUAUACGACAGUACUCUAUUUGAGGCAGGUGGGACGACUCCAAUGAAUCCCAUGUAUAGUGCAUCCUUACAGAGUCCCGACUCAAUAGCAUCCGGCCAAUCAAUAGACAUGCACACUGGUUUCGUGAACCAAAAUAUGUUAUCAACAUAACAAUAACAGUAUAAUAUCGAACAUGUGAAUAACACAAUAGCAGUGGAAUCUUUACCACAGUUAUACUAUGAUUGCAGCUACAAACUGAACAAGCUGUGGUAAUUAUUCCAUUAAUUUUAAGUCAUUUGUAAGCCUCAUAACAUCUUUAAAUCCAAAGAUAUCUUACUUUAAGAUUUUAACGACUAUUUACUGUAUAGUUUUUAAGUUUGCGUGUCCUAGUUUUUCUUCGAAGAAUCUCUUUGUGUGUUUGUUUAAAAGCUUGUUUUGGUAAUAAGUGUAUCCAGUGAUCGAAUAGACUUGAGACUGUUACAUCCCAUCACUGCUUUAAAUGUAUGUAAUGGAUCCAUCCACAUAAUUUCAUAUAAGAUUAAGGUUAUUGUAAUAUUGUCGUAAAAGUGUGUAAUUUUGGACAUCGAAUCCAAGCCUAAUUAUACAUUAUACAGUGGGAAAUCCAAAUUGUCAUGAAAUUUAUAAUACUUUAGUGUUUUUCUUUGAAUGAGCUACACUCGAUCAAUUGUUUAGAUUUAUAAUAACAUUACUAGCAACCAAUUCGAACAUCUAACAACAUUAUUGCAGUGAGUUGAAUACGAAAAUUAGAUUUUUUAUAAUUAUUUAUUAAUUGUAAUUUUCUUGUGUGCAUUCAACUUGAAAAUUCAGUGCAGGUAGAUGUGCUCCUACUAAUUUUAUUCCAUAUAAAUUGAUUAUGAUACUUACAUAAUAUUGUUUUAUAAAUAUGUAAAAGCAGUAUUUUUAAUUAGGAAAAAUCCUUAGUAACAACAGCUAUGUUGCAAUUUUAAUCAACAUAAAUUAUAAUCUUUUAAGUAUAUUAUUGUACUAUGAAUUUUCUAUAAUAAUUUUAUUAUCGUACUGUGAUGUUUUACCUACUUAUUUUAUUUUUGUUGUUGAUUUAUUAUUUUAUAUUGUUUUAAGUUCUCAAGAUCAAUAUUUAAUACAGCUAAGCUGGUGUAUUUAGAUUAAGCUAUGCGCACUCUAAAUGAAAAUAAGGUUUUAUAACAAUUAUUAUUUUAAUAAUAUCAAUACAUUUUCGGUCAUCAUCACUAAGUUUUAUGAAUAUAAAGAUUCAUAAAGAUGCCUUAAAAUAUAAACUUAUAAAAAAAAAUAUGUUCAUCAGACAAUGUAAUAGCAAUAAUUGGUAAUAUCCUCAAAAAAUAAUAAAAGCGUUUUAUCAAAUCACUUCUAGGUUGAAAUAAUGAAUUAAACUAAUAUGGCUAUGAUGAAUUAAUAUAUCUGUUAUGAAACCAAUCAAUUUAUAUAUUUUGCUUUAGCUUGAUCGCAACCACUGUACCGCGCCCUAGGUAUGUGCGGUGAGGCGGGGACCGGGUAAGAAAGAGUUAGAAGUAAGAAAAAAACGGAACGGUCGGUACAUUCCCCGGCCUCGCCGCGCACAUACAUAUACAGCGGUACAGCGGUUGCGGUCAAGCUAUAAAGCUAUUUAGUUAAAUGCAACAUUGUCUGAAUUAAUUGAACGAUACGAUUACUAUCAAUUAAAAUCUUUGGCGGUAGAUUAUAUUUCAGUGCUAGGGAACUUUGUAAGCUUGUCAUGAAAUUUAUACAACUAAUUAAGUAACAUAGUAUAAAAUAUCUAGUAAACAGCAGACAGAACACGUUUUGCAGCUAAGUCGUCAUUUAACUAGUCUUAGGUUUUUAUAAAAAACUAUAGAAAGGGGUAUAAGAACUUGUGUAGAUUUUAGAUUGGCUCUAGAGGCAGCAUAUGAACUAUUAAAGUUUCUGUACGUGUAAUAAAUAGGAUUUGAUCACAAAAGAUUAAUAGGUCAAUAUGUAAAGAAUUAAAAUUGUUCAAGGAUCCAUUAUGCCAUGGACAAAAGCUCCAUCGUCAAUUUGUUCUCGCAAUAAAUAUUAUAAUAUCCGAACGAGGCGAUUGUCAAUUUUCUUUUGAAAAAUGUGAUAGCCCACAUGAUGUAUACUAUGCACCUAUGUGAAACCUUAUAUAAGUGAUAUUUUAGUUAAGUCGUAGCUAUAUUUUUGUUAUUUUCAACUGUGAGAAACAAAUAAAGUAAGAAAU